This is a messenger RNA of Formica exsecta, 3832 nucleotides long. RefSeq names its product membrane-bound transcription factor site-1 protease (gene S1P). Gene Ontology annotation, cellular component: Golgi apparatus. Gene Ontology annotation, biological process: proteolysis. Lineage: Eukaryota; Metazoa; Arthropoda; Insecta; Hymenoptera; Formicidae. Bases 385 to 3738 code for a protein of 1117 amino acids. The record is from RefSeq and is a predicted model, not a curated record. Gene Ontology annotation, molecular function: serine-type endopeptidase activity. The transcript is spliced from 12 exons.
AAAAAAAAAAAAAGAGCUUGUCUAUCAACAUUUUACAGAUUAGGAUGUGUGAAAGAAACUGAAGAAUUACAUAUAAAAGAAUUGGAAAAAAGGACGAGAAGUGCGAACGUCCAUGACUAUUUUCAGAAUUAUUUUCGGUUGGAUAAUUAUUCCAAAGCCAUAAAAUUUGAAGUGCAAUACGACUUGAAUACAGAAACUAUUAAUCGAUGUUUAACACAUAAUUAUCGAAAAUGAAAGAAUGAUGAGUAUUCUCUAAUGGACAGAAAGAAAGCUCUCAAAUAUCGUCACUCUCUUUGGACUGAUAAAAAUAUUAUUACAAGAGAAAUUUUACUGAGUACGCUAUAACCUUAGAAUGACACGUAGAACUCAGCCAAUAUUAAUAGUAUGAAGUUGCACAUAUGCUUGCUACAUGUCCUUUUGUUAUUAUUUAAUAUUCUUUUUGUAUCAAGCCAUGAUCAUUUAAACAACAUCUUUGAAAAAUAUGAUAAUGUUACUACUAAAUCUCUACUGUAUGAUGUAUCUUCAAGCACUUCCUGCUGUGAUAUGCAGGAGGUAAAAGUUAUAUUUUCUUCUAGCAUAGUUGAAAAUGAAUACAUAGUUAAAUUUAAAGGUUAUUACAAAGCAGAUGUACGAGAGAAUUACUUAAAAGCUGUGUUAAGCUCAUUUGAUAUUAAAAAUUGGAAAAUUAUACCCCGUAAUAAUGCAGCAUCCAAAUAUCCUAGCGACUUUGAUAUUGUGAAUUUAAAAGAAAUAGAUCAAUACCAAGCGUUAAAAGCUCUAAAUAACCAUCCACUUAUAAAAACAGUGACACCUCAAAGACUUAUACAUAGAACUUUAAAGUUUAUUAACACAAGUGAUUCUUACGUCUUAGCAUAUGAAAACUCCAAGAAAAGGAUCAAUAAUCUCCCUUUUUCUCAUAAAAUUCAACUUAGACAAUCAAUAAAUCGACAUACAUCUAGAAGAUUAUUAAGAGUUAUACCAAGACAGAUUACAAAUAUACUUGAAGCUGAUACAUUGUGGAGGAUGGGCAUUACUGGAAAAAAUAUAAAAGUAGCAAUAUUUGAUACUGGACUUGCUGCUAGUCAUUCACAUUUUAAAAACAUCAAAGAAAGAAUAAAUUGGACAAAUGAAAAUACUCAGGAGGAUGGUCUGGGUCAUGGUACAUUUGUAGCAGGUGUUAUUGCAUCAUCUUCUAAUGAUUGUUUGGGUUUUGCUCCAGAUGCAGAGCUUUACAUUUUUCGUGUUUUUACGAAUGCUCAGGUAUCUUAUACUUCAUGGUUCUUGGAUGCAUUUAAUCAUGCUAUAUUUCGUGAAGUAACAGUGUUAAAUCUAAGCAUUGGUGGUCCAGACUUCAUGGACCAACCAUUUGUUGAUAAAGUAUGGGAAGUUACAGCUAAUGGUAUCAUUAUGGUAUCAGCGAUUGGCAAUGAUGGACCUUUAUAUGGCACCUUAAAUAAUCCCGCCGAUCAAAUGGAUGUAAUUGGCGUAGGAGGCAUUAAUUGGGAUGAUCAACUAGCGAGAUUUUCUUCGCGCGGUAUGACCACAUGGGAAUUACCAUAUGGAUAUGGUAGAGUUAAACCUGAUCUUGUCACAUAUGGAUCAGGGGUAAGAGGGUCCGCUUUACAGAACGGGUGUAGACCUCUUUCUGGUACUUCUGUUGCUAGUCCUGUUGUUGCUGGUGCAGUUGCAUUAUUAGCUAGUGCAUUUGUACAAACAAAUGAAUCUAGACUUAUUAAAAAGAAGAUAACCCCAGCAAGUAUGAAACAAGCAUUGCUAAAUUCAGCCCGCCGCUUACCUGGGAUUGGUAUGUUCGAACAAGGAGCGGGAAAAUUAGAUCUCCUACGAGCGUUUCGUUUUUUACAAUCCUAUACCCCUGUUGUUACACUCAACCCAAGUUAUAUAGAUUUGACAGAGUGUCAGUAUAUGUGGCCGUACUGUACUCAAGCUAUGUACCAUACUGGUAUGCCAACAAUAAUCAAUAUAACUAUAAUAAACGGUUUGGGUGUAGCUGGAAAUGUAGUAAAUCUUACUUGGCAUCCGUACGUCGGUAACGGCAAUGGUGAACGUAUUGAUGUAGCAAUGACAUAUAGUGAUGUUUUAUGGCCAUGGUCAGGCUGGUUAGCAGUUGCUAUAACGGUUCCAUCAACAUCUCAGAACUGGCAAGGCAUCGUACAAGGCCAUAUCUCACUCACAAUUGAGAGUGAUGGAGCAGGUAAAUCACAACAAUCGGUAGUAAAACUUCCAUUACAAGCAAAAAUUAUACCUACACCUCCCAGACAUAAACGUAUUUUAUGGGAUCAGUACCAUAAUUUGCGAUAUCCGCCUGGAUAUUUCCCCAGAGAUGAUUUACGUGUAAAGCAUGAUCCGCUCGAUUGGAAUGGAGAUCAUAUACACACUAAUUUUAAAGACAUGUAUCAACAUUUACGUAAUGCUGGAUAUUAUCUCGAAGUGCUAGGCCAUCCAUUUACUUGUUUUAAUGCGAAGAAUUAUGGUACUCUACUUAUUGUAGAUACAGAAGAAGAAUUUUUUCCUGAAGAAGUAGCUAAAUUAAAGCGAGAUGUAGAAAAUGAUGGUCUUUCAGUUAUCAUAUUUGCAGACUGGUAUAAUACAACAGUCAUGCAAAAAAUCAGAUUCUAUGAUGAGAAUACUCGUCGAUGGUGGAUACCUGAGACAGGAGGUGCUAAUAUUCCAGCUAUAAAUGAUCUUCUUUAUCCUAAUUGGGGUGUGGCAUUUGGUGAUGACGUACGAAGUGGUCAGUUCACCCUUGGUCAACAUGCGCCAGUUACAUUCGCGUCUGGCACUACACUAAUUAGAUUUCCAAAGGAUGGAAUCAUUCUAUAUGCAGAGUUACAUGAUCAAGGUCAAGAAUUCCUGGAAAAAGAAUCAGGAACAUCUACACUUGUACCAAUUCUUGGACUUUUACAAGUUGCUAGCAAAAAAGAUAUUGAAGCAGCACAUUAUGAUGAAACUAAUAAUGAAGCACCAGCAGAUGAGAAUAAUAAAAAGAAUUAUAUAAAAAAACAGACAAGUACUAUGCCUGGUAGACUCGUUGUUUAUGGAGAUUCAAAUUGUAUUGAUGACAGUCAUUUACAAAAAUCUUGUUUUUGGAUGCUUGAUGCUAUCUUAGAAUACACGACAACAGGUUAUAUACCUACUAUUUUUAUGAAUGAAAAUCAAAGAAAACACAAAACUAUUAAAACAACUAGUAAUAUAGAGAUUGGAAAAUUACCACGUCGAAUGGAAGGAAAUCAUUUUAGUCAUCAUAGUAAAGUAUUGAUGACCAAUGGGCCAGCAGGCACUUUCAAACCUCUUCCAUUAUGCCCCAUCCCUAUUUAUGCUGUACCAGUGUUAGUCAACGAAUCUGUGCCAAUAAAUCUUUACAAGCCCCAAAAACUAUUAUCUGUAGGAGACACUAUAAGCGCAGUAAAUUCAGUACUACAGGAUACAGAGACUAUGUGGCUUAAAAGAAGAGUUGGGGGUGCUAGUAUUCCUACAAUGCAACAUCUUGACAGUGACAUUAGUUAUGAUGUGACAGAAAAUCAUGGAGAUAAUCGAUUGGUUGGAUAUAAAUUGAAAUAUAUAGCAGUAAUGAUUAUUAUAGUGAUAUUUAUUGUGUAUCUAUUAAAUCGAUGGAAAUGUUUGGGGUCAAAGAGACAUUCUUGCAGAAAACGUACAAUUGUCAAAAUACGUAGAGUCAUUCAAACUAUUGCUAUGCGUAAAAUACCUGCACAAAUGUAAUUUUAUAAUUUUAUAAGAAUUAUCACACUAUAUUAUAUAUAAAAUACAAUUAAUACUAAUAAUUAAUAUAAAUUUUUUAGACAUUUAUUUCAAU